This is a messenger RNA of Mesoplodon densirostris (Blainville's beaked whale), 1156 nucleotides long. RefSeq names its product Fas apoptotic inhibitory molecule (gene FAIM). The transcript is spliced from 5 exons. NCBI's taxonomy places the organism in Eukaryota, Metazoa, Chordata, Mammalia, Artiodactyla, Ziphiidae. Gene Ontology annotation, biological process: positive regulation of neurogenesis; canonical NF-kappaB signal transduction; negative regulation of extrinsic apoptotic signaling pathway via death domain receptors. The record is from RefSeq and is a predicted model, not a curated record. The coding region runs from base 313 to 915 and encodes 200 amino acids.
UGGAGCCGAGAAGGAGAAUUCCAGGUGUUGCAAGCCUUAGGGGCCAGCGUAGUUUUCCUUAAGAAAUGAUAUUUGAAGAACAAUCUCAACAGCAAAAUGGAGGUUAACUAAGGGAAGAGGCAGGGAGGAGCGUCCCGGCAGAGGGAAGAGCGCCUGCAGAGGCCCUGGGUGGGAAGGACCCUGCAGCAUCUGAGGAUCUAAAUGAAGCCGGAGGAGGCAGGGGCAACCUCAAGCACAGGGCCUCGCGCCAACCCUAAGGAGUUCUGAUCUUUAAAGGAAUAGCCAGCAGCCUUACAGGGUUUCAAGGCGCGAAUGCCACGAUCGGAUUUACCUGGCCCGCGGCUACAGAGCAGCCCUCCUUACAGCCUGGAGAAAAUGACAGAUCUCGUAGCUGUUUGGGAUGUUGCUUUAAGUGAUGGAGUCCAUAAGAUUGAAUUCGAACAUGGGACCACAUCAGGCAAACGAGUGGUAUAUGUAGAUGGGAAGGAAGAGAUAAGAAAAGAAUGGAUGUUCAAAUUAGUGGGCAAAGAAACCUUCUGUGUUGGAGCUGCAAAGAUGAAAGCAACCAUAAAUAUAGAUGCUGUCAGUGGUUUUGCUUAUGAAUAUACUCUGGAAAUUAAUGGGAAAAGUCUCAAGAAGUAUAUGGAGAACAGAUCAAAAACUACCAAUACUUGGGUAUUACAUUUGGAUGGUGAGGACUGUAGAGUUGUGCUGGAAAAAGACACUAUGGAUGUAUGGUGCAACGGUAAAAAACUGGAGACAGCAGGUGAGUUUGUAGAUGACGGGACUGAAACUCACUUCAGUAUUGGGAACCAUGACUGUUACAUAAAGGCUGUCAGUAGUGGGAAGCGGAAAGAAGGGAUUAUUCAUACUCUCAUUGUGGAUAACAGAGAAAUCCCAGGGAUUCCUGAAUGACUUCAUGUUAAUGAAUUUUAAUCUUAACAAGUAAAGAUCAGGACUUUUUAAUUACUGUGGUGAUUAAAUAUGUUCAGUAUGUACUUUUCAGUACAUCUAGUCGCCAUGUCUUUAUGUUUUAGUUACUUGAAACUGUAAUGUUCCAAAGGUCAGGAAAAAAAUUAUGUAUCAUAAAUAUUGCAAUUUAUUUUGUAAAUAAUGUAAAAUGUUUUAAUGUCAAAUGGAAAAUAAGAUACGGACC